AUGAGCAUCAUAUUCGACGUCUUCCGUGGCUCUCCUGAGGGCAAAAUUGUUACCGAUAAAACCACCCGCACUCUGGAACAUAACGAAGUCUUCAUUGAAACCACUCACUCCGGUCUUUGCGGAACAGAUGAGCACUACCUUAAGUCUGGCCAGGUACUUGGCCAUGAGGGUAUCGGUAUUAUCAAAGCUCUCGGCCCCGGUGUUACCUCGGUGAAGGUCGGAGACCGUGUUGGAUUUGGUUACACUCAUAGCAUUUGCACAGCCUGUGACAACUGCGAGACCGGCUGGGAUCAAUUCUGCCGCAACCAGAAGCAGUAUGGUUUCCAUGACUUCGACAAUGGUACUUUCAGCUACGGUGCUGUCUGGGAUGUCAACUGUGUCUAUCCUAUCCCAGAGGCAAUUAGCUCUGUCGAUGCUGCGCCUCUUAUGUGUGCAGGUGCCACUGUCUGGACUGUCCUGACUGAGUUCGGCAUUCGCUCCACUGACCGUGUUGCUAUUAUGGGUAUUGGUGGUCUCGGCCACAUUGCCAUCAAGCUUGCCGCCGCAUUGGGCUGUGAAGUCGUUGUCCUUUCUAGCUCUGAAGCCAAGAGACAGGAGGCUAUAGAGUACGGAGCCGCUGAGUAUCAUGUUUUCCGCUCCGGCGAGCCCAUGAAGGAUUUCAAGCCUGUCCAGCACUUGUUGCUGUGCGGAAGUGGCUCCGUCAGCUAUCCUUCUCUCAUGCCUCUCAUGGAUACCAAUGGUAGCAUCUACCCGCUCACGGUCGCUUUCGAGCCCUCUCCUGUCCCUAUGCUGGAUGUUCUCUUCAAGGGAGUCCGGAUCCAGGGCUCUCUGGUAGCCUCCCGGAAAGGUAUUCGCACUCUUCUCGACUUUGCCGCUCGGCAUAAGGUUGUGCCCACGGUCAUGACGUUCCCAUUAACUGUGGAGGGCAUUGAGGAGGCCAUGCAGGUUUUAAGAGAUGGCAAGAUGAGGUACCGAGGUGUACUGGUGAAAGGGCAGUGA
Messenger RNA from Aspergillus alliaceus, 999 nucleotides. RefSeq names its product NAD(P)-dependent alcohol dehydrogenase. The coding region runs from base 1 to 999 and encodes 332 amino acids. The transcript has 3 exons. The record is from RefSeq and is a predicted model, not a curated record. Gene Ontology annotation, molecular function: zinc ion binding; alcohol dehydrogenase (NADP+) activity. NCBI's taxonomy places the organism in Eukaryota, Fungi, Ascomycota, Eurotiomycetes, Eurotiales, Aspergillaceae. Gene Ontology annotation, biological process: alcohol metabolic process.